UUGUCUGAGUUAAAGUCAACACUGUUCUUAUUACUGAUUUCCCUUCAUCUCAUCCAUGGUCAGAAAGAAGAAAAACGCCAAGUCCAAAUCGUCCAUUACCAACUCCAAAGUAGCUUCUGGCAAUGAAACGACUACCUCCACCUCGACCGAGGAAGUGAAUCCGCCACCAAUGUCCACGCCCUUUGGAGUAUCCGAAAAGCUGAGCAAAGAUCUCACAGAGGAACAAGACCGAUUAGAGGAAGAGCUGCAAGAAUAUAUAAUGGAAUUCACAGCAAAAGAAAAAGCUAUGAAGCAUAAGCUGCACAAUCUUGAACUGAUGAUGCUAUUCGUCAUGAAUCUUCAUCCGCGAUGGAAACGGUUGAUCGAACCCAUUGAUUACCAACUCAAGACUUGGGAAGAAGCCGCUGCUAUUGCACAAUGGCAUGCGGUCAAAUACUCUAGCUUAUUAGGCGUCAAGGACAGCCUAUUUUUCCAAUCGAAAAAGGCUAAACACGCACUGCAAACGGGUUAUUUCGUACCUCAAUCGCAUCCCAGCAAAAAAGAAGGCGCGGCAACAAGUACGACAGCAGCAAGUACGGCGUCAACGAGUACCGCGCCGCCGAGCAGACAGCGCAACCAUAAAGCCGAUCAACAACCCACUGUAGACAAGUCUCAAACGCUAAAUAACCCGCCUAAAACCACUCAGGCUGACAAGAGCAAACACUCCGCAGCAGCAUCCAGCACGAUUCCACCCCCAGUGUCAAAGCCAGCACGGGCCGUCUCGCCAUCAGUCUCCCUAUCAUCAGAAAGUUCGUCCAAAAGCAAAAAUACCGCGAACACAAGAUUGUCCAACGCAAAUGCCAAGACUCAAAGUGUAAAUAAAAUCACCGAAAAGCCGCUCGAAAAACCCGGAGUCAUCAAGAUACCAUUCUUCUCAAACGUAACACGCGUGGUAUCUUCCGACGUCAACUCUUCAGAUUUAUGUCGUAAUAUUCCCAAAGAACAUCAGAAUGCAAGUCUACCGUGCUUGGAGUUGGAUUUCAAGGGAAAGAAAAUGCUUGCCUUGGUAUCCGAGGCUUGGGGUUACUCUGCUAUAUCAAGCGCGCUUGUGACGAGACUCGAUGUACCUGUAGAUUCCAGCCAGGAUUUUGUAAUUGCAACGGAUUUUGGCUAUGUCACUGAUACGUAUGGCCAGGUGGAGCUUGACUGGGUGAGUCCCGCUAGUUCCAAGCAUGUCAUACCCAAACUUCGCCUGCAAGCCCUGCCGAGUAUCUAUGGCGGGAAAAUUGAGAUGGUUUUAGGAGCAGAUUUCUUUGUACUUUGUCAGGCUUCAGUUGAUAUGAGGGAAAAGGUGGUACGCUUUAAAAAUGCAAAAGCGCCUCUCAUUAUGAAGAAAUUGUAAUAAAACGUUGCGUCCAUAUCGCGCGCAUGUCUACCCAAUGGUGGAGUGUCAAAAUUUCUUGUGCCACAUGAAAAUCGAUUUGCAAUAAAAGAAAAAAAG
Molecule: messenger RNA, 1480 nt
Organism: Radiomyces spectabilis
Lineage: Eukaryota; Fungi; Mucoromycota; Mucoromycetes; Mucorales; Radiomycetaceae
Exons: 1
Coding region: 56-1381 (441 amino acids)
Source: RefSeq, a predicted model, not a curated record